UAAAGGUGCCGUGUGCAGUUCUGUUAAAACGUAGGACAAUUCGUACUUUUCUCAGUUCUGGACUGAUCAUCAGUUUAACUAUCUUCAAGCAGCUUGUGUGCUUACUCGUGUUGUUUUCAUUCGGUCUAACCUCUUAGUGUUCGAUCUUUUAUAAUUGUUCGAUUGGCAGUUAGUUAAACUACAACUUUACACGACAAAAUGCCACCUUUCGUAGCACCACAAGCCCCUAAAUGCCCGAAAUGCGGCAAAAGCGUAUACGCCGCUGAAGAAAGAGUAGCCGGUGGCUUGAAAUGGCACAAGACUUGCUUCAAAUGCGGUUUAUGCGGUAAAUUCUUGGACUCGACGAACUGCACAGAACACGAAAAUGAAUUAUACUGUAAGAACUGCCAUGGACGUAAAUUCGGUAUUAAAGGAUACGGUUUCGGAGCAGGAGCCGGAGCUUUGAAUAUGGAUGCCGGAGACCAAUUCCAGAAUGGCAUAGGACCCAAGACCAAUGCUCCACUGGAAUCAAGAGCCAUUGCCAAGGCUCCAGAAGGUGAAGGAUGUCCACGUUGCGGUGGUUAUGUGUACGCAGCUGAGCAAAUGCUGGCCAGAGGAAGGGGUUGGCAUCGUGAAUGUUUUAAGUGUGGGGAUUGUUCCAAACGUCUAGAUUCAGUGAACUGUUGCGAAGGACCAGAUAAAGAUAUCUAUUGUAAAGUAUGUUAUGCAAAACGUUAUGGACCCCGAGGUAUAGGUCAUGGGGGCGGGUCUACAAUUGGUCUAACGUGCGAUUUACUCGACAGUGAUUCAUCUGUAGCUGCUCCUCGUACCACUGUGAUCGAUACGGCUAGAAUUAAAGCUAAGCCAGGCGAAGGUUGCCCCAGAUGUGGUGGAGCAGUAUUUGCUGCCGAAUUGGUGCUAGCUAAAUCAAGAGAAUGGCACAGAAAAUGUUUCAAAUGUAGAGACUGCAACAAAACCUUAGACUCGAUUAUAGCUUGCGACGGACCCGACAAAGAUGUUUAUUGUAAAACUUGCUACGGAAAGAAAUGGGGACCUCACGGUUACGGUUUCGCUUGCGGUUCUGGCUUCCUACAAACCGACGGAUUAACAGAAGACGAAAUCUCAUCUACUAGACCUUUCUAUAAUCCCGACACUACUUCUAUUAAAGCUACAGAUGGCGAUGGAUGUCCACGAUGCGGAGGAAAAGUAUUUGCCGCUGAACAACAAUUAGCUAAAGGAACAAUGUGGCAUAAAAAAUGUUUCAAUUGUGCCAAUUGCCAUCGCCCAUUGGAUUCCAUGUUGGCAUGUGAUGGUCCUGAUAAAGAAAUUUACUGCAGAUCUUGCUACGGAAAGAAUUUCGGACCGAAAGGUUUCGGAUAUGGUCACUCUCCCACUUUAGUUUCUACUAGUGGCGAAUCAACUAUUUUAUUCCCUGAAACUAGACCACAGACUGGUAUAAAAGGUAGAAAUGGUGAUGGCUGUCCUAGAUGUGAUUACAAAGUAUACGCUGCUGAACAAAUGAUUAGUAAAAACAAGAUUUGGCACAGACGCUGUUUCACGUGCGGAGAUUGCUCUCGAUCAUUAGACUCUACGAAUUUGAAUGAUGGUCCCGAUGGUGAUAUUUACUGCCGAGGAUGUUACGGAAAACACUUCGGACCCAAAGGUGUAGGUUUCGGUUUGGGAGCCGGAGCUUUGACAAUGGCCUAAAUUUCACAUCUUUAUUUCUAGCCUAAGAGGCUACCUGGAUUCUGGCGAAAAGGAUUAAGCGAACGCAUCUGUUUAUUUUAUAACUUUUUAACCGUGUAAAUAAAAUAUCAAUAUCGUAAUACCAGCGACUUAUAUUUAUUAACUAUUUCUUUUUUUUCAUCAUCGUUUUCAUUAUCGAAAAUAAUUUAUUAUUCAUGUUAUUAACUUAAAAUGUCCUUUUUAAGCGAUCGUGUAUCCAAGAAUUCGAAUAAAUUUUUUCAUCGAA
Planococcus citri (citrus mealybug) is the source of this 1951-nucleotide messenger RNA. RefSeq names its product Muscle LIM protein at 84B (gene Mlp84B). The record is from RefSeq and is a predicted model, not a curated record. Gene Ontology annotation, cellular component: cytoplasm; nucleus; Z disc. Gene Ontology annotation, molecular function: actinin binding; structural constituent of muscle. Bases 199 to 1686 code for a protein of 495 amino acids. Lineage: Eukaryota; Metazoa; Arthropoda; Insecta; Hemiptera; Pseudococcidae. The transcript is spliced from 12 exons. Gene Ontology annotation, biological process: muscle tissue development; sarcomere organization.